AUGAUGCAGUGCAGUUCGCAUUUCUGCAAGAUGGUGGAGAAAGUUGACAUAGCGAUGGUUGGCAACGAAUACUUUUUUCAGUGUUUUUGCAGCAUUUGAAAGUUUUUAACCAGAUAGGGACAGCAUUAUGGGUGUUAAGGGAGGCGAGGAAGCAGAAACACAAGCUCUUGUGCCAAGCAACGGGGCGACAUGGGUGCAUCAGUCGCUUGCUCAGGUAAAGAUUAAGGUGAUGCGUGGUCACACGGACUCGGUGAACUCUUGUCGAUUCUGUUUUGACGAUGCCAAGAUUGUGACAGCCUCACACGACAAGACCAUCAGAUUAUGGGAUGCAUCUUCAGGGAACCAAUUGAAAGUGUACACUGGACACACGUCAAUCAUUACCAGCUGUCACCCCAACACAACAAGCAGAAAGUUGAUAUCAGGUGGCUGGGACAAGACCUUGAUAAUGUGGGAUGUUGAGACUGGUUGUGCCUUGUGGCAAGCUGUCCAGGAAGGCAUUGUGACCACAUGUCAUUUCUCAAGCGAUGGCAAGUACGUGGUGUCUGGAAAUGACCUGGACUAUGCUGUCUGUGUGUGGGAUGCAAGAGAUGGCAAGCUGAUCAAGAAACUCUUUAAUCACCGUAAUACCAUCACUUGUUGUCGUUUUUCACCCCUCCACAACCGUAUCUGUUCCACAUCCAUGGACAGCACCACCAAGAUUGUAGACGUGCGAACAUUUGACACCUCAAGCAACAACGUCACACUUAGUCUUGGUGGCCACAUCAAUAUUGUGUCCACCUGUUGCUUCUCAAGUGAUGAGCACAUGCUGGCAACAGGAUCUUGGGACAAGAAUAUCCAGCUAUGGGAUGUAGCGACGGGCGUGUACAGGACACAAGGUCCUAUAACACUUUCUAAAGGCCAUGAGGGCUCAGUGAGUUCCUGUCACUUCACCAGGGAUGGCAGUUCUCUGGUCUCUUCAUCGUAUGAUGAAACCUUAGUCAUAUGGGAUGUGGACAACUCCUGCCAGAAGUUUGCAUUAAAAGGUCACGCUGGAUGGGUAAAUGACUGCAGAUUCAGUGAUGACCAAAACUGGGUUUUAUCAUGUUCAAAGGAUAAGACUGUGCGGUUAUGGAAUAUUGAGUCAAGCGAUGACAUUCCAGUCGUUCUGGAGCACAGAAAGAAUAUUGGUUUGAGGAUUGUACAGUGUAUAAGUUGCAGUAAGCCUUUCUCUAUUGCUCAGCUGGAGGAGUCUGACAAUGUAAAGUACUGUGUUUUCUGUCGUCUUGAGCACCCUUCAAUGUACACCCCUCCAGACACUAACUAAGGCAUGUGUUCCCGAAAAAUGCAGAGCUUUUUUAAGUCUAAGACACUGGUAAGAGACCUGGCUCAUGGAUGCAGGCCCUUUCAUGAACACUAAUUUUUGUUAGCUGCCCGAGGAGGAAUUUGAAAAGCAUGAAAUGCAAUCCUGAAGACAGAGGCACAUUGGAAAGAAAUGCAUGCUCAAAAAAAAUGUGCAUAAGCCUAUGCUCAUAAAAUCUUGUUUUUCAAGAAAAUCUCAUCAGUACAAUCAAAGGCAACACAUGUGCGCAUGGCACAUCACAUUAUCUGUAUAACAAUAAAUCCACAUAAGUUAUCCCACUUACAGUAUUUAUAACAGAGCCACCAUCAUCUUGCCGGUGUUGUGGAUCUAAAUCACCCUACUGCAAGCUACAUUACCGCACUGGAGCGAUGUACUGUAAAAGGCUCGACUUGACUGCAGAGCUGUUACAAUUAACACCAAGGACUAAGGGAUUAGGGAGAGGUUAACAAAUUGAACAUGUGAUUGUAUGUCGAAUUGUCUGAUGACAUGGAGUUGAGAAGUUUAUGGUGGUCGUGAAUAGUAAGACAUGCGGUAAUGAGCCAUACAUUUAAAUGCAUGUAGAUUGCAUGUACAUAUAGAUAUAUAUUCUGUUAUUUUGAAGAAGUGUAUGAAUAUUAUAAUGUAUAAUACCUCUCUAUGUACAAAGUGUGAAAUAAAUAUUUAAUAUUAUAAAACUCUAA
This is a messenger RNA of Nematostella vectensis (starlet sea anemone), 2019 nucleotides long. Its product is annotated as WD repeat-containing protein 88. The transcript has 11 exons. NCBI's taxonomy places the organism in Eukaryota, Metazoa, Cnidaria, Anthozoa, Actiniaria, Edwardsiidae. The record is from RefSeq and is a predicted model, not a curated record. Gene Ontology annotation, molecular function: protein binding. Bases 128 to 1303 code for a protein of 391 amino acids.